This is a messenger RNA of Rotaria sp. Silwood1, 2919 nucleotides long. NCBI's taxonomy places the organism in Eukaryota, Metazoa, Rotifera, Eurotatoria, Philodinida, Philodinidae. The record is from the annotation of a GenBank genome assembly.
AUGGAUAUACUUUUAAAUAAUCAAACUACUAAUUAUAAUGAUGAUCCUAAUCGUUUAUGGGUUGAAAUUGAUCGAGGUAUACGUUCUAAAGAAGCUCAACGACAAUUUGAGGCUAUAUUAAAAAUGCCUGGUCUAUUUAAAAAAGAAACAACAUCAACAACACUUAUAUCAGCAGCUCUUAUGAAAUUAGCAACACUUUUUCAAGAAGGAACAAAUGAAAUGCGUUUAAAUGUAACAAAAGUACUUGAUCGAAUAGCAAAUCAAUUACAAAAAUCUUCUAUGCUUGAUGAUCCUAUUAAAAUUAUUUAUUCAGUUAUGCAUAGUAAUGAUUGUAUUGCUCGAGCAAUAACAUUAAGAGCUCUUGCUAUUAUGGCACAUAUAUUAGCUGAUGAUGUUGAAGCACAUUUACAUAUUCGUCUUGCAUUAGAUUCUAAUGAUGAAAUAGAAAUAUUAGCUGCAGUAAAAGCUGCAAAAAAAUUUAUACCUUGUUCAAAAACAUUUGCUAUGUCAAUUAGUACAAAACUUGUUUCAUUAAUUGAAGAUUUAACAACACCAUUAACUAUUAAAUCUUGGCUUAUUCCAUUAUUUGAACAUAUGACACAUGAUGCAACUGUUUCUAUGAAAGGUCGUCAAUUAUUAAUAUCAUUAAUGACAAAUGAUACAACUGAAGAAUUUCUUAAAAUAGCUGUUCCAACAUUAGCUCGAUUAGCUGUUAAAAGUCAUAUUGAAAUUGGUGAAACAGUAAAAUUUUUUCUUAAAUUUCUUAAACUUGAACCACGUCAAAAUUGUCGUAAACUUAUACUUUGUCAUCUUGUUCCUAUUGCUCGAUGUGGUCCAAUUGUUUGGCUUGAUUCUACAACAGAAGAUCUUAUUACAUUUGCAAAUAAUAGUGAUGAUGAUUAUGUACGAUUACAAGUUUUACGUAUUAUUGAAGCACUUAUCAAUGGUGGUGGUUAUAUUUCUCCAACAUCUACAUCAGAUUUAAAAAAACUUCUUCAAAUGUUUACUAUACAUAAUAAUAUUCAAGUUGCAUAUCAAUGUUGUUCAACAACACUUCGAAUAAUUCUUAAAUAUCGUAAUAUAUCAAAUCUAUCUUUAGUUGAAUCAACAAAUAAUGAAUUAUUUUCAUCACAAAAUAUUCUUGACGAUUUAAUUGAACAUCUUAAUACAGCUUUAGCUGUACUUCUUACUGAAAUUAUUCAAUCAAAUAAUCUCAAAGAAUUACAAGAUACUUUAAGUUUAAUUGAACAAUCAUCAAGAGUAUAUAAUGAUAGUGCACAAAAUUUUAUACAUUUACUUUUUACAACAUGUACUAAUGUUGAAAAAUUAUUAUCCUAUUUAACAAAAUCACUUGUUCGUUUAUCAACAAAUCAUAAAGAAAUUAUUUCUAAUGAAAUAAUACAAUUACGUCAUUUAUUAGCAAAUACUUCAUUGAAUGAUGAUGUUCGAUAUAAUCUACUUGCUUUAUUUGUUCUAUCAAAUUCAAAUGAUAUUAAUGAAAUUCAUGAACAUAUUAAACAACUUUCAUCAUGGAAAUGUUUUUUACUUGCACGUUGGUGUAUAAGACAUUGUUUAUAUAAAUUAGCUAUUAAUCUAUUAGAAAUAUUACUUAAUUAUAUUCAUAUAUCUAUACAUGAAAUUUGGCUUCGUACAUUAAUUGAUAUAUGUCGUGCAGAAGAACGAUUACAAACAGCAAUGAAUUUUUCAGAAAAUAAUUUAGAAAUAUUAUGUAAUAAUCUUAUUGAAGCUGGAUCAUUUUAUGAAUCAAGUUUAAUACAAAUGCCUUUAAGAUUAUCUAUUGAUGAUAAUGAACAUUCAAUUGAUGCAAUAUUUGAUUUUGAACGUGCUUAUUGUGAUAUACGUUCAUCAAUAAUUCAUCAAUUUUAUGAACUUAUUCAUACAAUAUAUCAAUAUGAUUUAGGAAUGAUUAGUUUUGAUUUACUUGGAAAACGAAUGCUUUCUAUGAUGACUAAACGUUUUUCAACAAUUAGUUCAAAAAUUAAUGAUAUUCAACAAUCAUGUUUUGAUGGUGAUACACAAACAUUAUGGUGUUUAACAUAUAAUCGUUUUCUUUGUGAUCUUAUAUCUGCUGUUAUUGAAAAAAUUGUUCGAAAUCUUUCACUUGAUAAAAUUAUUUGGCAAAAUCGACUUAAUGAUAUGUCUUGGCGUGAUGGAUUUACUGAACAAAUGUUUAUUCGUUUUCGACAUAUUAUUGAUUUUGUAUGCACUCGAUUACAUAGUAAAAAGACAACAAAAAAGAAUAUUAAUAUAGAUGAAGAAUUAGCUAUUCUACAAUACUUAGCUAGUUCAUUGAUUAUAAUUCCACCACCAAUUCCAAGAAUGUUUUUUCAAAAAUUACAACAAACAGUUGUUAAAUUAGUUGUUUCUCCAAAUGAAAAUGAAGAUCGUCCUGUACAUGAAUCUGAUGCAUUAUUACCUGUUCAAAUUCAUGGUGAAAUUGAUGCAAUAUAUCAUCAAUUACCAUUACGUACUGUAAAACAAGUUUUUGUUGAAGUAUUAACAAGUCAAGAAAUAAAUAAAAAAACAAAAACAAAAAUUCCUAUUCUUGAUCAAAUAACAGAUGAUGAUUCAUAUCGAGAAGUUAAAGCAUCACUUUUUUCAGCUGGUUCAUCAUUUUCAAAGUUAUUAGAUAAUGAAAAUGAUCAUUAUGAAAAUGUUAUUUUAAAUGAAGAAUUAAAAGAUAAUAGAUUUCAUGCUGGUUUUAUUUUACAUCUUGGUACUGUUACACAUUAUAAUAUUCAUGUACGUGUAUCAUUUGAAGAUAAUAAUGGACAACGAUGGACGAAUGUUGCUGAAAAAACAAUUUGUAUUAAACUUAAUAAUCGACGACAAAGUCGAUCGGCAGUAGCUGCUCGUCCUAGUCUUCAACAAAUACGUUCAACUGGUGCAACAAAUUAA